Molecule: messenger RNA, 954 nt
Organism: Phytophthora nicotianae INRA-310
Lineage: Eukaryota; Oomycota; Peronosporomycetes; Peronosporales; Peronosporaceae
Exons: 1
Coding region: 43-897 (284 amino acids)
Biological process (GO): carbohydrate transport
Cellular component (GO): membrane
Molecular function (GO): sugar transmembrane transporter activity
Source: RefSeq, a predicted model, not a curated record
UUACCUUCGAGAACACAAAGCCACGCUUCUAUCCGUUUAACAAUGAGCGGACACGACACGGCCGUGAUCGUAGCCAAAGUAUUGACUAUCAUCACUACCAUCAUGUUGCGAAUCUCGCUCAUGCCGGACUUCAACCGAUGGCGCAAGAACCGCAACACAGGCGACAUGUCCGUCAUGCCCUGCGUUCUACUGUACACGAACUGCUAUGCUUUACUAUACUACGCGUACGCUAUCGACGAUAUGCUCCCGUUGUUCGCAACUUCAGUGCUCGGAGUAGUCGUGGGAGGGAUCCUGGCCUACUACUUCUACCAAUGGACAGACUACAAGCGAGCUACCAUGAAGAUCUUCAUCGGGUCUUUCGUCGUCUGUAUCAUAGUGACGAUCUAUGGCUCUCUCGCUCUCGCUGGUAAAACGGGUCAAACUCGAGACGCAGUGGGGACUACUAUGGGUUUUAUUACUGUCACGACGACGAUCGUUAUGUACGCGUCUCCCAUGGCUACAAUCGUGAAUGUUAUCCGGACUAAGACAGCGUCCUCGAUGCCCUUCACCAUGGGAGUCGUCGUAGUGUUCAACAGUUUCUGCUGGGGGUUCUAUGCUGCAUUAGUGGGCAACGCGUUUAUUCUGGCUCCGAAUAUUGCUGGCUUCACGCUCGGUGUUAUCCAAUUGAGUCUCACCUUCAUUUACCCGAGAGCAGCGAAGGAGAUAGCAGUUGAUAGUCAUACGGACGAACCAGCACUAUCGGUCGUUGUACUUUCACCUAUUCAAGACGGCGAUCAUGAGAGGAAGUUGAGCUCGGUCGAUGGACGGAAGAGUCCCAGCUUCAUUGCGAUGCGUUCACCAACAAGAGAGGACACCAGGUCGUGGCGAGAAAUGAGGAGUAGCGGAAGACUGCAGUAAUUUACUGUACAAAAAUUUAUUCAAACGAUAAUACAUUAUUGUGAGGUUACGAUAGUA